GAUAGAGAUGGUGGGUAUUUGCUGAGCCCCAGCUGCGUGUCUCUUAAUACCGCCGCGACCCUCGCGUCCCCGCACGAUUCCGCACAGCGCGCCAGCCCGUCGAGGCGGCAGGAUGCGAGUCCGGCUUUAGUUUCUCCGUCUUUUCCCGUCUGGAGCAGAUUAUUACCUUUCUCCCGGUCGCAAGAACGGAUUUAACUUCACGAGCACAAGAUUUACAGUUCCUGGUCUAAACGUGGAAACGUCAUAUACAGCUCUCCACUGUCAAGUGAAGCUGUAUGGGAUGAAUGUCAUCGUCAACUCAUGAUCAAUGACCUCUGCUCCAUCAGGUGGAAAAAGUAAUUACAACACCUGAAGUGUGGGAUACGGUUACACUGGACAUGGCGGCCACAAUGUGUGCUGAGCCCGGUGAGGGAGAUCGCGCCGAGGCUGCUGAGAUGAACCCUACUAAUUCAGAGUCUAUCAUAGGACAGACUGAAGAAGAGAAGCCUGGUACUGAAGUUACGCAGGGCUCUGAGCAACAGCCAGGUGAUGGCAAAUCAAAACCAGCCUCAGAAAAAAUUUGGGGUUCUUUCCUGAAGAACAGCGGCCUGGGCAAAGUAAUGGGAGGAAAAAAGAAGAAGGAGACAGGCAGUGCAGAGGCAAAUGUGGAGGUUCAGGGGCAGGAUAAAUCCCCAACUCAUUGCCCAGCCUCACAUGAGGAGGGAUCUUCACCUCCCUCUGUCCUGGAAGGUCAGUCAGCUAAUUUGGAGAGUCCAGAGUCACAGAAGCAGUCAAUAGAGAAAGAAGCAGAAAAGGGGGAUGAUGAGGUUUCACAAGAACAAAGGCCAUCAAGCUCUAACAAGGAUGUUAAGCCAAAGCAGGGUGAGAAAUCUAGUGUACGGGACUUAAUUCGUAAGCCUGUAACUAGAAUUUUCUCACACAAGAGCACAGAGAAGAAGGAAUAUGGUGCUGAUGCUCGGAAACAUAAAAAAACUCGAUCAAGAUCUUUAGACAGACUGGAAGAUGCUGAAGCCCUUGCUGCUGCAGCUGACCCAACAGAUGAUGUGCAAGCAGCUGGAGAGGCACACCAGUCAAUUCCUCAUGAAGCCAAACACAUGAAACGAUGGCAUUCUUUUAAGAAGAUGAUGUCACAAAAAAGUGUCAAGAAAAACACAGAGGAUUCUAAGGAUAUGGAGGGAGCAGAGGCUUCUGUGGACACACAAGCAGACAUUGGAACACUGGAGUCGGCCACAAAGUUGGAUCAUGCUGGGCAAAAAAAAUGGAAAUUGAAAAGAUCAUGGACAUUCCAAGGGCUGAAGAGAGAUCCAUCUGUCCUUGGUAUUCAUAAAUCAAAGGGUUCUGACAAAGGAGAACAAAUUACUGGGGAUACAGAUCAGGGGACUGCGGGGUCCUCUGAGGAUUGCAAGUUGUCAGAAGAAGGAGAAACACAGGAGAGGGAACACUCUGAGCAAGAUGACGAGAAAGGUUCAUCUACCCAACGCGCAAAAUCAACAGAUCAUCAUACUAACGAGAUGUGGACUUCGUUCAAAAAGCGAGUGACUCCUAAAUCAAAGAAACCUGUGGAGCAUGUUACUGCCACUGAAGAAGAGCAGACAGGGGAGGGUGAGCAUGCAGAAGAACAAGUUUGCCGAGAGGAAGGCAAAUCUGCCAAGCAGUCACAAAAAAAGACCCAUUUUAAUCGAGCUGUGUCACUUAAAAACUUUCUCUUGCGGAAGGGGAAGGGCACUAGUAUGGAUAUGGGCGAAACAGUGCCAGAGCAGAAGGAUGGAGGUGCUGAAGGUGCAAGUGGUGAUACUGAUGACAAAGAUGGUAAUGCAGAUGAAGGCUCUGCCAAUCAGACUAGCUUAGGUGACCUUCCACCAGAGAAAGAUGGCAACAGUCAAGCAGAGGAUAAGAAAGGCAGUGAUGAAGAAGAGAGAGACCUCAGUGAAAGAAUGUCACCAAGUCAUGAGGUAAAGUCACCAGAGAUAACUGAAACUGGAAAUGCAUCUGAGGCCACAUCCAGUAAUGAAGCCAUUACAGAGACAAAAAUCUGUCAGGAAAAUGGAUCUUCAAGGACUGAAGAUGAUUGCAGCGGUUCUGGAGCAGAAUGUGCUGAGCACCACACUGAGGUAAAAGAGAAGAAAACCGAGGACACUACAGCAAAUGAAACAGCUCUGCAGGAAGAUGGACUAAAAGAAGUAAAAAAGGAGGAUAGCUGCUCUCAAGAGGCUGUGAAGCAGAAUGAGAAAACCUGCUCCAAUAUAUUGAAAGAUGAUGAGAACCUGGGCCCAGAAGACUAUUCUGGCAGUCCCGUAGACAAAAGCGGUGAGUGUGCUGCAGACCGUGACUUCUAUCAUCUACACCAGCCUGGAACUUACACAGAACAGCACAAACUAGAAUUACAUGCUAGUUCUGAGUUAGAGCCCUGCGAGCAAGGGCCUCCUCAAAAUGGAGGUUCCCAUGCUGGGUCAGGGGAGACACAUACUGAAAUAAAUAAUCAAGAGGAGGACCAGAAGAGGAUUUUCUUUGAGGCUGCCGCCUCCAUUGUCAAAAUGGUUGUGUCAGCAGCAGCUGAUCAGAUAGCCGAGGAUAUGGACCUUUUGGACAAUGGAUUUAAGGGCUCUCAGGAAAGUUAUGUGGACCAUGAUAUCAAUAACUAUCUUUGAGUAUUGUUCACUGUAGUGCAGAUUAUGGUCCUUCGGGCAUGCUCUUGGAGUGCUGGAAUUAGAGCAUCAAGGGCUCUCUAGAAAAGCUCAAUGAUAGGGGCAGUGUUUGGUGUGGACCAAUGUUGUGAAUGUGUGAAUCUUUUAAGUGGCUAAUUUAGUGUUCCGUGACAUGUCUGAGUAUUGAAAUGUUUUAGAACAAUCAUCUUCAUGAAAUUAAGGGAGAAGCUGAAGUGGUUAAGACAAUGAUUAAAUUAGGUGGCACCAGGUUACUUGUCAUUUUCUUGGCUCUGUAAAUGAGUGCUAUUAUAACCUUGUAAGA
Molecule: messenger RNA, 2967 nt
Organism: Scleropages formosus (Asian bonytongue)
Lineage: Eukaryota; Metazoa; Chordata; Actinopteri; Osteoglossiformes; Osteoglossidae
Product: cylicin-2
Exons: 2
Coding region: 378-2648 (756 amino acids)
Source: RefSeq, a predicted model, not a curated record